Molecule: messenger RNA, 751 nt
Organism: Taeniopygia guttata (zebra finch)
Lineage: Eukaryota; Metazoa; Chordata; Aves; Passeriformes; Estrildidae
Gene: MTLN
Product: mitoregulin
Biological process (GO): positive regulation of mitochondrial membrane potential
Cellular component (GO): mitochondrial inner membrane
Source: RefSeq, a predicted model, not a curated record
AUGGUGCUGGAGGCGCUGCGGCCGCGGGUGGUGCGCUGGGCGCUGCUGGCCGCCUUCACCGCCGGGGUGGUGGUGGGCUGGCAGGCGGGCCGGGCGCGCCGCCGCUUCCUGCGCUGGCGGCAGCGAUACCUCCAGCGCCGCCUCGCCGCCGCGCAGGAGAAGCUGGAAGCGGCCUGAGCGCUGGCACCGCGGCCGGGCCGCCCCUGCCACCGGGCUCCUCCGCCUCCUCCGCCUCCUCCGGACCUCCGGUGGGCGCUGCCUGAGCUGCUGGGAACGGGUGAAGCGCUGCUGGGGAAGGACAGCGUCCCUGGGAUAGCAGGUCUGCCGGCUGGACAGAAUCCGUGGAAUAGGAAUGCUGCCAGAGAGGACAGCAUCCAUGGAAUGGCAGGACUUCUGCCCUUCGCAAAGCAAGAUCCCAAACUGUGUGAGACUAAUUUAACAAAGAAUUGAGGAUAUGCAAGCAGCGAUCCCAAACCUGGAAUGGACUGCUCAGGGAGGUUUGGAGUCCCUGUCCCUGCAGGUGUUCAAGGAACAACUGGACGUGGUACUCAGUGCUCUGGGCUGGGUGACAAGGUGGGGAUCAGUCAUGGGUUGCACUCGAUGAUCUCGGAGAUCUUUUCUAACCUCAGCGAUUCCAUGAUUCUCGCAUUUCCAUAUUCCAGAGGGUUGUCUGCACUUGUCCAGCUCUAAGCCUGCUGCUCUGACCUUGCCAGGAAGCGCUGCCAACACAAUAAACUAGCAAAAGUCAUCA